AUGAUCCAAUGGUCUCCAUUGUGUGUUUCACCUUUGCCAUCAAAUUUCUUCUCUUCCCUUCUCUUCUUCUUCUUCUUAUCUCGAAACACUUGCACUCUGCCAAUUCCCUAUAAAAGCCUUCCAAACUUAACUCUCUGUUGCACCAAAACUUCUCUUCUAAUUUGUUUUAUCCAUAUCCUCCCUUUGGACCCUUUUCUUUAGAAAAACCUCCCUUUUUUAUAGUGAUCUUUCUUUUUCGAUCCUCAACAAAUUUGCCUGUCCGAAAUCAUGGAGUUGAUUCCUGGUCUUCCAAAUGAUAUUGCCCGUGAAUGUUUAGUUCGUGUCCCAUACAAUAAAUUGUCCAAUAUUGCAUCAACCUGUAAAGAUUGGAAGGUUGAAAUUCAGUUGCCACAGUUUUUUCGCCAUCGAAAAGCAGCUGGGUAUACUAAACAUUUGAUGGUGAUGACCCAAACCCUAGUCAAUCCGAACAGAAAUUCUGGUCUGAAAUGCCAGGCCAUGCCGGUUUAUAGGAUCGUGCUUUGCGAGCCGGAUGCGGGUGACUGGUGUGACCUGCCACUGGUUCCGGGGCUGUCCAAUGGUUUACCGAUGUUUUGUCAAGUUGUUGGAGUCGGUUCGAAACUUGUGGUGAUGGGUGGUUUGGAUCCAGACACUUUUGAGAUCCGAAAUGCUGUCUAUGUUUACAAUUUUGUAUCAGCCACGUGGUGCCGUGGGGCUGAUAUGCCAGGUGUAAGGAGAAUAUUCUUUGGAUGCGUAUCGGACUUGGAUCGGAAGGUGUACGUUGCCGGUGGUCAUGAUGGUGAGAAAAAUGCUUUGAGAUCAGCAACAACGUAUGAUGUGGUGGCUGACAUGUGGAUUUCCUUGCCUGACAUGGGAAAAGAGCGGGAUGAGUGCAAGGGAAUUUUCCACCUGGGAAAAUUCCAUGUCAUCGGAGGCUAUUGUACAGAUAGGCAAGGCCAAUUCGAAAGCAGUGCCGAGCAAUUCGACUUUACCUCGUGGCAAUGGACCCCAGUGCAAGAGAACCUCUUAGGGACUAGCAUGUGUCCUAGAACUUGCGUGGCAGCUGACGAAAAAUUAUACAUGUGUCGAGGAGGUGACGUGACAACACUAGAAGGUGAUACAUGGAAAGCAGUAGCUGAGCUGCCAGCCGAAGUGUACAACACAGCUCAUAUGGACACAUGGCAAGACAAGUUGUUGGUGGUUGGUUCACCAAGCUUGGGCGAGCCCCACACAGCCUACGUGUUAAAUUUGAGAAAUUACACAUGGACAAGAAUGGAAGUACAAGAUGAAUACUCGGGUCAUGUUCAGUCAGGUUGCUAUCUGGAGUUGUAAACGGGCUCAAGUGGGUUGCUUUUCUUUUUUUUUUGUUUGUCAGCAGGGUCAUUCAGUCUAAUGUAUCUAUAUCGUAUGAAAAACUCAGGCCUUCUUCUUCUUUUCGGGUAUGUCAGGUUGACUUAAAACUUGAAUUUUGAUCUCUGUUUAUCUGUACGCGUUAGUCAAGGUGAUGAUUAUGCAUGUCAUUUUCCCUCAAAAAGAACAAUUUAAAUGAAGGUUAAAAAGAUCGCACAAGACAGAGAAAACUCGAGAAAAAGCGAAAAGGUGUUGACGAGAUGUCGGCCUUAUUAAAAAGGCUAUUCGUGAAAGUGAAAAUCAUUCGAGAAUCUCAAUUGGGCAAACAAAAAAUUGGAAAA
Molecule: messenger RNA, 1688 nt
Organism: Durio zibethinus
Lineage: Eukaryota; Viridiplantae; Streptophyta; Magnoliopsida; Malvales; Malvaceae
Source: RefSeq, a predicted model, not a curated record